UAACGCCACGAAUGGCGCAUUCUGAGACUCCAUCGUCGACGUCGUCAAGAAGUCCACACUUUUCUCUCAAUCUGAGAUCCCAAUACCCAAAAUGGGCGGUGCAAAAUCGGAAUCGGAAGCGGCUGCUUCCCAUUGCUCGAGCUUGUGGCUCGCUCCUGACCCGAGCAAGCGAUGGGGCGAGCUCUUCUUCCUCUGCUACACUCCCUUCUGGCUCACUCUCUGCUUGGGGAUCGUCGUCCCCUACAAGCUCUACGAGAGCUUUACAGAAUUGGAGUAUCUAGUUCUGGGAUUGAUUUCAGCAGUUCCUUCGUUCUUGAUACCAAUGCUAUUUGUUGGAAAGGCUGAUAGCCAUAUGUCUUGGAAGGAUCGUUAUUGGGUCAAGGCGAGUCUCUGGAUUAUAAUCUUUAGCUAUGUUGGGAAUUACUUUUGGACCCACUAUUUCUUCACAGUUUUGGGAGCUUCUUAUACCUUUCCAUCGUGGAAAAUGAACAAUGUACCACACACAACUUUCCUUCUCACACAUGUUUGCUUUCUAUUUUAUCAUGUUACAUCAAACAUAACACUUCGCCGACUACGGCAUUCUGUUGCUGACUUGCCGGAGAAAGUUCGUAGGGUUACUGAGGCUGCAUGGAUUCUGAUUCUUGCGUAUUUCAUAGCAUACCUUGAGACUGUAGCCAUUUCCAAUUUCCCUUAUUAUGAAUUUGUGGAUCGGGCAUCUAUGUACAAAGUUGGGUCCUUGUUUUAUGCCAUCUACUUCAUUGUAAGCUUCCCCAUGUUUCUGAGAAUUGAUGAGAAACCGGGUGAUUCAUGGGAAUUACCCAGAGUGGCUGUCGAUGCUCUCGGUGCUGCAAUGCUGGUUACUAUAAUACUUGAUUUGUGGCGCAUCUUUCUAGGACCUAUUGUUCCAGAUUCAAAACAGUGCCUUCAACCAGGAUUGCCAUGGUUUCCAGCACAUGCCAAUGAAACUUGACAAAACAAGGACCCCUUUAACUUCCCAGCCACUGAGACAACCAUCUCCUGUAAUUUCUUCUUGUUGAUGCUGUAAUGCGUGUUGUACCUUGCUAGAUCAUUGUAUUUCUCCUCCUUUUUUUGUACAUUCAAAGUAUUAUUCGAGCUAGCAGAAAACAAUCAUGUAAACUAUUGCACUUGAUAAACUUCGUGUUGAGUUUGCACGUUC
Juglans regia (Persian walnut) is the source of this 1177-nucleotide messenger RNA. Its product is annotated as cycloeucalenol cycloisomerase-like. The record is from RefSeq and is a predicted model, not a curated record. The transcript is spliced from 8 exons. Gene Ontology annotation, molecular function: cycloeucalenol cycloisomerase activity. Bases 92 to 970 code for a protein of 292 amino acids. Lineage: Eukaryota; Viridiplantae; Streptophyta; Magnoliopsida; Fagales; Juglandaceae.